Molecule: messenger RNA, 1222 nt
Organism: Cucumis sativus (cucumber)
Lineage: Eukaryota; Viridiplantae; Streptophyta; Magnoliopsida; Cucurbitales; Cucurbitaceae
Product: F-box protein PP2-B15
Exons: 3
Coding region: 89-1000 (303 amino acids)
Molecular function (GO): protein binding
Source: RefSeq, a predicted model, not a curated record
CACCCAAAUCAAUUCAACGCAGAAACAUUAGAGAGCAAGAGAGAGAGAUUUAAAUUUUGAUAUUACUUUUUUCUUUUUUGUGUGUAAAAUGGCUGGAAUUUCGAGCAUCGGAGUGUUGCCGGAGGACUGUAUUUCCGCGAUUCUGUCACUCACAACUCCCUCCGACGCCGGGAAAUUGGCCCUCGUGUCAUCCAUGUUUCGGUCCGCGGCGGAAUCCGACGUAGUUUGGGGGAGAUUUUUGCCGGAAAACUACGAGGAAAUUGUGGCGGCGUCUGAACUGUCCGGUGAGGCUCCGUUGAGAUCGAAGAGAGAGGCUUUCUUCAGACUGUGCUCUCCGAUCCUUGUGGACGAGGGUAAAAAGAGUUUUGAAUUGGAGAAGUUAUCAGGGAAGGUUAUAUAUAUGUUAUCAGCAAGGGAAUUGAGUAUCACAUGGAGUUCUGAUCCUCUUUGUUGGACUUGGAAAUCUCAUCCUCAAUCAACAUUCCCAGAAGUGGUGGAGCUAAGAACAGUGAGUUGGUUAGAGAUUAAUGGGAAAAUAAGAACCAAAACGCUAUCUCCAAACACAAAAUAUGGAGCUUAUCUUCUGUUCAAGAUUUCAGAGAGAGCUUAUGGAUUAGAAUUGAUGCCAGCUCAACUUUCUCUUCAAUUAUUCCCAAUUAAUCAACCGAACACAAACAACUAUAACAAUAAUCAUAAUAAUUCAGAAGCCUACGUUUGGUUGCACCAUAAACAUCAUGAUCAAAAUAACCAAAGUAAUUUGGAGUCUUUGCUGUAUGGUAAUAGAAGGGAAAGAGCCACUAAAUUCAUACAGAAUCAUGUUCAGAAUAAGGAAUUUAGGGUUUUGAAUCAAAGAGAAGAUGGGUGGUUGGAGGUUGAAUUGGGUGAAUUUUUCACAACACAAAAUGACCAACAACUCCAUAUGAGUUUCAUGGAAACCAAAGGCUUUCAGCUCAAAUCUGGUCUUCUUAUUCAAGGCAUUCAAAUUAGACCUAAACAUUGAGAAAGAGAACAACAAAUAGUUGUUGAUGAUUGAUUAUGUUUAUUCUUUUAGAAUCAUAUCUAAAGGCCUUGUAAGUGAGGUUGCUAACAAAUUAUGUUUCAAAUCAACUUUUUUUUUUUUCUUACAUUUGUUUUGUUUUAUUGUAGAAUCAAUGUUAUAACGAGAAAAUUAUAUGUUAAAUAUGAAAUGAAUUGGGUUGAGUUUACUAUACUCUUUAAAGUU